AUGAUGGUUGUUAGAAUCGGAUUAUCUUCUUAUAACAUAGCUCUAUUCCAUUUAAUAAAUCAUGCUUUUUAUAAAGCAUUAUUGUUUUUAGGUGCGGGUAGUGUUAUUCAUGCUGUAGCUGAUAAUCAAGACUUACGUAAGUACAGUGGUUUAAUUAAUUAUUUACCAUUAACAUAUUCAGUUAUGCUUAUAGCAAGUUUAAGUUUAGUUGCUUUCCCUUUCAUGACAGGUUUUUACAGUAAAGAUUUUAUUCUAGAAUCUGCUUAUGGACAAUUUAGUUUUUCUGGGGCAGCGGCUUAUAUAAUAGCUACUGUGGGUGCGGCAUUUACAACUUUAUAUUCUGUUAAAGUUUUAUACUUAACUUUUUUAGCUAACCCUAAUGGUACUAGAGCUUAUUAUAGACUUGCUGUUGAUAACUUGUUUACUAACUCUAAAAGCUAUAAACCUGCUCAUGAAGGAGACUUUUUCUUAACUUUACCUUUAGUUAUAUUAGCAUUAUUUUCUAUAUUCUUUGGUUUCAUUACUAAAGAUAUAUUUAUAGGUAUGGGUUCUAACUUAUUUGUAGAUAAUAGUUUAUUUAUUCAUCCUAUAUAUGAAAUAAUGAUAGAUACUGAAUUCGCUGUACCUGUUUUAUUUAAAUUAUUACCUUUCAUAUUUACUAUAUCUUUUACUGUAAUAGCCUUAAGUUUAUCAGAAUUAUUAUCGGAAUUGGUUAUUUAUUUUAAAUUAUCUAGAUUUGGUUAUAAUAUUUUUGGUUUCUUUAAUCAAAGAUUUUUAAUUGAAUUUUUUUAUAAUAAAUAUAUCACAAAUUUAGUUCUGAUUUUAGGAGGGCAACUUACUAAGGUUUUAGAUAAAGGUAGUAUAGAGUUAUUUGGACCUUUUGGGUUAGAAAAAGGUUUAAUAAAAUUAAGUAAGAAUAUAUCAUCUUUAAGUACAAGUCAUGUGACAACUUAUGCAUUAUAUAUUUUAAUUGGUUUAGUUAUGUAUUUAGUUUUCAGUUAUAAUCAAUUUAAUAUACCGCUUAUUUUAAUAAUUUCACUUUUAUUAAUAGGUGAUAAUGGUAAAAAUAACGCAGAGACUUUAUCUAGUGGUAUAAAUUAUUAUAAUAAUAAAAACUAA
Messenger RNA from Thermothelomyces thermophilus ATCC 42464, 1119 nucleotides. RefSeq lists its product as uncharacterized. Gene Ontology annotation, molecular function: NADH dehydrogenase (ubiquinone) activity. NCBI's taxonomy places the organism in Eukaryota, Fungi, Ascomycota, Sordariomycetes, Sordariales, Chaetomiaceae. Gene Ontology annotation, biological process: electron transport coupled proton transport; ATP synthesis coupled electron transport. Bases 1 to 1119 code for a protein of 372 amino acids. The transcript has a single exon. The record is from RefSeq and is a predicted model, not a curated record.